Molecule: messenger RNA, 3270 nt
Organism: Paramuricea clavata
Lineage: Eukaryota; Metazoa; Cnidaria; Anthozoa; Malacalcyonacea; Plexauridae
Source: the annotation of a GenBank genome assembly
AGUCCUUGGAGCACGCGUUUAUUUUCCCAUGACGCACUGUUCUGUGUAAGAACUUACAAUAUAUUAUAAUUAUAUAUGGAAAUUUUAUAAAAAAAUUUCUCAAGAAAAGCUCAGAACUUUGUGUAAUGCCAGAUGAUUUUACUUGUCAAGUAAGGAUCCUUGGAGGUUUAGACUUUCGUGGUAAGCUAUCUGCCAAAAUCUCUCAUCGAUUCACAAUUUUUAAAUUGGAAGAGAUUUUGAAUUUGAAAAAAAUUUGUACGUAAAUUUUAUUGCAGAGAUAUCCAUAUGAUUCGAAAGUAUGAAGUUUUUAAAUUCUAUCCAGUUCAUCUCACUUUGAUUUUGAAAUAUUUCUUACAGAGUGAGCUUCAUUACACGGAUAUCAUCACAUUGAAGAUGAAUGCAAGUCAGUCUAAUGAAGGAGAUGGCUCAAAACUGGAAAGUUUAGGUCUGUUUAUUUUUGUGUUCAGUUUAACACUGAGAAAAUGAAAAUGAUAUAAAGAAAAAGGAAUGUCGAAAAUGCAACAAACUAAGCCAAAUUUUGGUUUAGUUUGUUGCAUCUUUAUUUUUCAACAUUCUUUAUUUUCUCUCGCCAUGAGGUACAUUUUACAGGGUGUCCACGCGGGCCUUGGAAAUCCUGGAAAGUCCUUGAUUUGGAAAAAAAUUCCAGGACUGGAAAGUCCGUGAAAUUCAGUAAAGUACUUGAAAGUCGUGGAAUUAAUUUCCUUAACCUCCGGCUGUGCCAACAUUAGUGAUUUUGAUUAAAAUUACUGAAUAAAGUGAGGCAAAUCCCUGCCAUUUUCAAAGAUUUUUCCCAGUUCUAGGUCCUUGAAUUUACUCAAAAAGGGCCUUGCAAUUUCACCUUCAAAAAGUCUUGGAAUUUCACCUUCACCAAAGGGUGGACACCCUGAUUUCAAAAGUUUCAAAAAAUGUUUAACUAUUUUGGGAUUUUAUUUCAAGGCAAAUAAUAUCAUUGUUUUCAAUGCCAUUUUAGGAUGUGGAACUGCGUUCGAUUUUCACAAGACAACAGACUACUUGUUUUUAGUCGGUAAGUCUAUUUGGAUUUUUUCUAAGAUCAAUGAAUAAAGAUACAAGACGGUUUAUACAUAAAUUAUGCGGAGCAUGUACAUUUUUCAAUCUUACUCUGUGCUCAGGUACCGAAGAGGGGAAGAUUCAUAAAUGUUCCAAAGCUUAUUCAAGUCAGUUCUUAACCACAUUUCAGGUAAGUAUAUAUCAUAGCAACCUUUGGCGAUGCAUCGUUUGGUGUUGAAAGGUUUACAAAUUUUUGUUCACAUUCUUACCCUAUGGCUUUUAUUAUUGAUAUUGUUGGUAUUUUGGAUAUCGUUAAAUGUUUUAAAAUGACGACUUUUAAUUUCUGAAUAUUGUUAAACUUUGUUGUAAAUGUGCUGUGUUUGUUUGCAUUUGUUGUUUGUAUAUUUUUUCAACCAGGCUCAUCACAUGGCUGUUUAUGCUGUCAAAUGGAAUCACUUCCACCCAAAAACGUUCAUUUCGUGCAGUGCAGAUUGGACAGUUAAAGUUUGGGAUCAUACUUACAAGUACGUUAUUUAUCAUUUUCCAAUGCUAUGGAGUAACAACGGAUUGUGGGCAACUUGUUGUUGAAUGUUUUGCUCAAUUUGGAUAAAUGUCGUUUUGUUUGUUGUUAUUAGAUGUUGUUGUUGUUGUUUUCUACUCCUGCUGGUGUUGUUGUUAUUGAUGAUGAUGGCAUGUUGUUGUUGUUGUUGUUACUGUUGGUUUUGUUGUUGUUAUUGAUUAUGAUGUUGUUGUCGUUGUUACUGCUUGUGUUGUUGUUGUUGUUGUUGUUGCUAUUGAUGAUGAUGAUGAUGAUGGUGGUGGUGUUGUUGUUGUUGUUGCUGUUGUCGUCAUUGUUGUUGUUGUUGUUGUAGUACAGUAUAGUACUUAGUAAAACCAGUCAUUUUAGACUCUUUAGGGAGUUCUUACUGCACCUUGUACUCUUUUCAGCGAGCCAAUGUUUACCUUUGAUCUCAAUAAUUCCGUUGGAGAUGUUGCCUGGGCUCCCUAUGCUUCCACGGUAUUUGCUGCAGUCACUGCGGAUGGCAAGGUGUGUUGAACUAGCUCCCAUGUAACCAGAAUUUCAGUUGGGUGUAAUGGGGGGGGGGGAGGGAGGGGUUAUUCGGGAGAUAGGCUUAAUAGUUACAUUACAAUAUCACUCUGCGAAAAGGUUUGAAAGAGUGAAAUUGGUUUCCUUAAAUUAGUGUGUAUUGACAGUUGUAUCGUUUGCUUUAGGUUCACGUGUAUGAUCUUGUUAUCAAUAAAUAUGAACCGAUAUGCGAGCAAUCUAGUAAGAAUACCGCAAAAUUAUUCCAAAUUUCCAAGUUGUCCUAUUUGAAAAGUUGCAGGUUAAAAUAAUCUUCUUUUUCAGUUGUUGCUAAGAAGAAAACGAAAUUGACACAUCUAUCGUUCAAUCCUAUUCAUCCUUUAGUUAUAGCAGGAGACGACAGGUAGAGUUGAAAUUCUGUAUGUUCCUACUGAAAUUUUAUGAAACUUUAUGUUCGUACUGAAAUAUUUGUCAUAUCUGUAUUUCAAACUCAUUAAUAAUUCAUGAGUAAAUUAGCCAACCAUAUUGCUUUAUUUUGAUCACAUGAUAAUACUGGAUACCUGGUGAAAUAUAUUGAUCCAGUAAGGCAGUCUUAACUUUUCGUCCAUUUUUAGCCAUCCCAAAAAGUAAAUUCAUGUUGGAAUUUUCUAUUUCUCAGAGGUUAUGUUUCAUCACUUAAACUUUCGCCAAAUUUGAGGAAAGCGACAGCACCGAAGGUAUUGAACUACAAUAGAUAAGUAUUAUAAUGAUUCUCUCUGAAGAGUCGCGAUCUUUCUCAGGACCCUGGUUUUACUGUUUUGUUUUGUUUUUUUCGGUAGGAAAAGGCAAAAGGUCCAGAGAAUGAAAUUGCCAAGAUGGAUAAGUUGCUCAGCCUUGUUCGUGAACCUUCGGAGAAAAAAUAAAUAAACUGCCUUGGAGUUAUUUCAUUCAAUUUAUCUAUUUAUUCCAUACAAGAUCUCGAAGUAUCUCGAGUAUUAUGUAUAGGAGGCGGUUUGUUUUAUUGGGAUGGUUUGUUUUACUUCUUUGUAAAUUGUGACUGAAUUCUGCUGCUCGCCUCACAUUAUCAAUUAUGAUAAUAUAAUAUUGUAAAUAUCUUUGGCAUAUUUUCUUCUACAUAUAUAAAGGCCCAUAUAUAAAUAUGAGUCGUCGAAAAUGUACGUUCUAACUUGUCUUUUCAAACUUUAACAAACAACGCG